AUUACUUAGAAAUUGAAAAAAAUAUUUAAUCGAAUUGAGAUAUCAAUCAAUGAAUAUGUUAGUAUUUAACAUAUACACAGGCAUAUACAUUAGCCUCAACUAACUGCAAGCCACAUCAUACAGCUACUACAAUUCCUACUUUACAUUUUUCAUCUCAGUCUUGUGAAUAUAUCUGUUCCGCGAAAUGAAAUCAUCUGAGCGAACAAUGUGUAGCGCCUCUCCCUACAAUCUCGACCUAGCGCAGUACAAGUUCGACUCGCCUCUCAAGGGCUGGGAACACCACGCGCCUCUGCCGGAGACCAAAUCAAUCGAUGGGAAAAGUUUCGACAAUCCCGAGAAGGGAACCCUAAGCGAAGCCUACGAGAACUUCACGACACCCAUAUCCAAUGGCGGGAGACAAGACACGCAAUUGCCUGGUUUCGAUGUCCAUGUCUACUUCAACACAGAUGAUGACUACCAAACACGCUACGCCAGGGAUCUCUGGAUGCGCAUCCGCCUAGAAUUCCCCGAACUCCGAGUCUACCCCAUCCACACAGCGCCCAAUGGCCCCCAUGCCCCCGGGAUGUUCGAAGUGGCGCUUUUCACUCCACAUCAAUUCGGGGCCUUUGUGAGCUGGCUUAUCGUGCACCGCGGGCCGCUGAGUGCCCUGGUGCACCCGAACACGGACGAUGAGCUGCGCGAUCAUCUGCUAAUGACGACGUGGCUGGGGCCUCCGGUGCCACUUGAUAUGCAGAGGUUUCGACUUCGCCCUGAGUGUGAGACGCUGGAUCGAAAGAACGGGAGCAUCACUAAAGUUCUGGCGACAGCAGACGGGCAUAUCAAGAAGGAGGUUCGGGUGAUCUGAUUUUGUCGAUCUGAGCUUGAUCAGCACCGUGUGAUGUUGGGAAAUUGGAGGGUUUGGAACAUACUCCUAUAGGGUGUUUUUUUGUCAGUGUAGAUUUCAAGUUGACUACAAGUAAUAUAUGUAUUCAAGCGAAGGUCUUUGCAAAAUGCGGAAUUCUGUCCUAGGAUGAUAAUAGUGAGGUUUUUGGUUUUUUGAUAGUCCUCUGGAUCUUGGAUAUCUUAUACGUGGCCAUUUGGCUAUUCCUCCUCCGGAAGCAGGAGGAAACACGAGAAAAUGGCCAUGGCAGGUUGAAUGAAGGAAACUCGGGGCUCUGCAAGCUUUCAACAAGUAACAUCCAUUGAAAGCAUAUCCUCCUCAUCAAUUGCUAUAUGGGAAUAAACCAAUCUAAUUGCUAACAGACUUUACGGCG
Molecule: messenger RNA, 1253 nt
Organism: Aspergillus ruber CBS 135680
Lineage: Eukaryota; Fungi; Ascomycota; Eurotiomycetes; Eurotiales; Aspergillaceae
Product: DOPA 4,5-dioxygenase family protein
Exons: 4
Coding region: 206-844 (212 amino acids)
Source: RefSeq, a predicted model, not a curated record